AUGUCCUCCAGGAAUUUGGUGAUAGGAAUGGUCUUCUUAUCCAAGACUGUAGCUGGAGUCUUUGGAAACUUGUCUGUCCUCUAUCAUUAUCUUUUUCUUUAUUGCAGUGGGGGCAGGUUAAGGUCAACAGAUUUGAUUAUCAACCACCUGCUUGUAGCCAAUUCCUUAGUCUUAUUCUCCAAUGGGGUCCCCUGGACAAUGGCAGCUUUUGGGUGGGAACAAUUCCCCAGUGAUUAUGGAUGCAAACUGCUUUACUACAUUUACAGAGUGGGCAGGGGUGUGUGCAUUGGCAGCACCUGUGUCUUGAGUAUCUUCCAGGUCAUCAUCAUCAGUCCCAGGAACUCCAGGUGGGCAGAGCUUAAAGUGAAAGCUCCCAGGCACAAGCAGCGGGUCCAACACAUCCACAGGACCAGCCUCUCCCCCAGGUCCUCCCCUGAGUCCAGAGCUACCCAAACCAUCCUUCUACUGUUCCACAAUGGUGAUGUGUCCUUCUGGGGGCAUCUAACGGGAGGCACAUGGUAUCAGUUUGUCUCAUCCGGGCUGUUGUUAACUUCACUCACCUAUAGUGCUCUCUGCCAGAUUUCGCCACUGGAACCUUCGUUAUGUGUCUCCUCGUGAUUAUUAAUUGUCUUGAAGGAUUUUAUGAGCUUAUGUGCAUAAGUUUUUGUGCAUAAGCUGCCAUGUUUAAUCUGGAAACUCCACUUUCUUCCUUAGAUUCUGUUUGUUUGUAAACAGGUUUGGAAAAUAAAGGCUUUUACCUUUGCUUACUGGAGAUAUUGCCUUUUG
This is a messenger RNA of Choloepus didactylus (southern two-toed sloth), 786 nucleotides long. Its product is annotated as vomeronasal type-1 receptor 4-like. Gene Ontology annotation, molecular function: pheromone receptor activity. Gene Ontology annotation, cellular component: membrane. Gene Ontology annotation, biological process: G protein-coupled receptor signaling pathway. Lineage: Eukaryota; Metazoa; Chordata; Mammalia; Pilosa; Megalonychidae. The record is from RefSeq and is a predicted model, not a curated record. The transcript is spliced from 3 exons. The coding region runs from base 1 to 618 and encodes 205 amino acids.